Molecule: messenger RNA, 2743 nt
Organism: Cynoglossus semilaevis (tongue sole)
Lineage: Eukaryota; Metazoa; Chordata; Actinopteri; Pleuronectiformes; Cynoglossidae
Gene: acp2
Product: acid phosphatase 2, lysosomal
Exons: 13
Coding region: 104-1354 (416 amino acids)
Biological process (GO): lysosome organization; dephosphorylation
Cellular component (GO): lysosome
Molecular function (GO): acid phosphatase activity
Source: RefSeq, a predicted model, not a curated record
UUUCUAGAGUUUGGUGUUUCCUUCGUUCUUCCGGGCUAAGGAUACAUUUGUUCUGCUGUUGGAAUAGUUAAACAACAAAGAUCUACAAACUGGAACGAACACAAUGUCCGCGGUGGCACUACUUCUAAUACUGGCUUCCGUUUAUGGAAAAGCUGCAGCGGAAAAACAACUAAUUCAUGUUACUGUGCUGUUUCGACAUGGAGAUCGGUCGCCAAUCAGAUCUUAUCCCACUGAUCCAUACCAAGAAGACUCCUGGCCGCAGGGCUUUGGACAGUUAACACCGAAGGGGAUGAGGCAGCACUUGGAGCUGGGACAGUUCCUGAGGAAUCGAUACAAAGGAUUCCUACCAGAAUCCUACUCCAGAUAUGACGUUUCGGUUCGGAGCACAGACGUUGAUCGGACUCUGAUGAGCGCUGAGGCCAACCUGGCAGGUCUCUACCCCCCCAAUGGAUCCUUUGACCCAACCCUAAACUGGCAGCCUAUUCCUGUCCACACCGUGCCUGCAGCUGAAGACAGGCUUCUCAUUUUUCCUGUGCCUGACAACUGUCCCCGUUACACGCAGCUGAUAAAUGAAACUCAACAAACAGAAGAGUUUAUUAACUUCACCAGGAAACAUCAGAAAAUUCUGGAUCUGGUAAAGGAAAAAACUGGGCUGGAAAGUUUGAAUACAGUCUGGAAUGUAUAUGACACACUAUUUUGUGAGGCCAUUCAUAACAUGACUGCGCCCGACUGGGUGACUCCUGAUGUGAUGUCACAGCUGAAAACGAUAAAAGACUUUGAGUUGACAUCCAUAUUUGGACUCUACAAACAACAAGAGAAGAGUCGGCUGCAGGGAGGUCUCCUAUUGGCCAACAUUGUGGAGAACCUAAACAGGGUGGCUGCCAGCCAAUCAAAGCAGGAGCAGAAACUCUUCAUGCUGUCAGCACAUGACACCACUGUAACUGCUCUACAGAUGAGCUUAGAUGUGUUCAAUAAAUUGCAACCACCAUACGCCUCCUGUCAAAUCAUCGAGCUCUACAAAGACGACAAUGGCUCUUUUUCAGUUUCCCUGUUUUACCGUAACGACACCACAGUGGAGCCAUACCCGCAGAACAUACCAGGCUGCCCUCACGACUGCCCCCUGGAGGACUUUGUGAGACUGACAAAGCCCUUUAUUUCAGAUGACAGGGACAAAGAGUGCCAAGUGUCCCCCACAUGGACAGAUAAAGGAGUUAUCUUCAGUCUGGUGAUAUCCAUCUGCCUGCUGCUGCUCCUCAUCCUUCUUCUCCUCGGAAUCAUUUGUUGGCAAAAGACCCCAAUCAACACACAGGGAUACCAACAUGUGAUCAACGAGGAAGCCAGAGAGGAGUCCUGACAGAUGCAGAAGCUCCUUCCCAGUCUGAGAGAGUCCAGCCUUGCAAUGUCCGAGAUCACCGAUGAAGAUGAACUCUAGAGGACAUCUUAAAUUUUUUGAUUUUUUUUUUUGUUCUAAUGAAUCCUGUCUUCAAGAGGGACUGAGGAGAUAGGUGUACUUUUGUGGAAAAUCUCAAUAAUUAGGACUUGAAGUAGUUUUAAGUGGUUCACAAAUAGGACAGAGAGGAUAAAGUAAGUUCUAGCCAAGUGAUUUGUGGACUAUAAGUGUGUAUAUAUUCACGUGUACAGGGGUGUUGUACGUCGAUUUGUACGUGUGCAUGUGUAACCUGGUAUAGUGCUACAUGUAGGGACCCAAAAAUAGUUACAUCGAGGACAACUGGAUGAAGUAGGUCCUCCUCUCAUCCAAGAGGCUUCUUCACUUCUGACCUGGAUAACUGAGAACCUACACAGACUACUUGUGGGAUUUUUUUUUUAAAUAGUAUUUUAUCGACACAUUGUUCUUGUGAGGACAUUUUGAACCAGCUGGAUGAAAGGGUAUUUUAAGGUUGAAUAUUUAUAGACUGUCAAUGGUCUAUAUCAAUCUAAAUAUGAGUGUGUGGUUGUGUGCGUGUGCUUUAUGUUUAAUAACGUGGGGCUGAUGACCAAGGUGCCUUGAAAGUAUUGUAUUGAAAAUGAAGACUGUGCCUCUUCAGCUUUGUUCAUGUUCUUCAGGACCGCUCUAAGCCAUGUCCUUUUUUUGUCUCCAGACCAAGGCCAUUCUGUACCUGCAGGUUUUUCCCUUUACUUGUUUGAUAUCACCAGUGGAUCCACCUGAAGUUUCCAGAAUGCACACUGGUGGUCUAUCCGCAUCUAGGGCACAUGUGGUGCUGUCAAAAACUGGACAUAGCUCAGAGACUUGUUGUCCUUAAGGUGGAGCAAACCUGAGGGGGGCAGGCCCAAGGUGUGGCACUCUCUGUACUGAAACCUCUAUGGAUAAGAGUUUACUUUUUGUUCUUUUCUUAAACUCAACUAUGAGUUUUUAUUGUGAUUAGUUAGAACACUAGAAAAAAUUUAAAAAAAGGUUAAAAAAUUAUAACAUUUUUUGCUUUUAAAGAAGAAUCGUCAGGAACAUGCUACAGAUUGUUAAAACUCAUGAUAUUUCUACUGUAGCUUUGAAAAGGUAGAAAAAGUUGGAUUAUCAAUAACAUGAUAUUGGUAGUGGAUUGGUCGUGAGCACCACCCAGUGGCACAUCUGAGAAUGAGCAGGAAAAAAAUAGCUAAGGCAAAUAAAGAGACUUUUUUUUUAAUAACAAAGAAAAACUAUUCAAAAUGGAAUGACUUUUUACCAUAGUUACCGUACAUCACGACAUCACCACUGUGUCUGACAAAAAAUAAAGCGAUUGACUUUCUA